Messenger RNA from Pieris napi, 896 nucleotides. RefSeq names its product acyl-CoA Delta(11) desaturase-like. The coding region runs from base 1 to 873 and encodes 290 amino acids. Gene Ontology annotation, biological process: unsaturated fatty acid biosynthetic process. The transcript is spliced from 4 exons. Gene Ontology annotation, molecular function: stearoyl-CoA 9-desaturase activity; iron ion binding. Lineage: Eukaryota; Metazoa; Arthropoda; Insecta; Lepidoptera; Pieridae. The record is from RefSeq and is a predicted model, not a curated record. Gene Ontology annotation, cellular component: endoplasmic reticulum membrane.
AUGGCACCCAAUACAAGCAAAGAUGUCAUCGAUGUCGAUUUUGUAGAGGCGGAAGAAUCAAAAUUGGAGAAAUUGGUAGAUUCUCUCACAUUAGUUAUCGCAUUUUUUGGUGUAAGUGCUGGAAAUCAUCGUCUCUGGUCCCACAAAGCAUUUAAGGCCAAACUUCCCUUGCAAAUUAUACUGAUCAUUGCAAGUUCUUUAACAUUCCAGUUUAGUGUUUUGAAUUGGGUCAGAGAUCACCGUUUACAUCAUAAGUAUACCGAUACAGAUGCAGAUCCACACAAUGCGGCUAGAGGGGUUUUCUUUUCACACCUAGGCUGGUUGCUCGUCAAGAAGCAUCCGGAAGUAAAAAGACGUGGAAAAUUUACUGACAUGAGAGAUGUCAACGCAAAUCCAGUUUUGAGGUUUCAAAAUAAGUGGACAAUACCCUUUACUGGUAGUAUAUGUUUUAUAAUACCAACUUUGAUACCUAUGUACUUCUGGAACGAGGGGCUAAACGUGGCGUGGCAUCUUAGUCUUCUCAGAUUCGUUGCAUCUCUCAACCAAGUAUUUCUGAUUAAUAGUUACGCACAUUCCGUAGGGACUAGGCCAUAUGACAAGGGCAUAUUACCUACUGAUAAUAGAUCAUUUAAUGUUGCUGUCCUGGGGGAUGGAUUCCAUAACUUUCAUCAUGCAUUCCCCUGGGACUAUAGGUCUGCAGAAUUGGGGACUUUGUUUUUUAUUCCAACUACUUGGUUAAUCGAAUUAUUUGCUAAGAUUGGAUGGGCAUACGAUCUAAAGACUGCGUCACAAUCUGUAAUAGAAGGCAGGGCUCAACGAACGGGUGAUGGUACCCGGGUUCAAAAUAAGUCUGAUUUAAACGUUAAUUCCUAAUAGUUUAUUUAACUAAUUAUGCA